AUGACGAUGGAACCAGCAUUGUACAGCACAUGGACGGAAUCAAGCUCAGGCAAGCCCAACAUUCACUCCAAUAUGUUCGAUCAAAUUCCUAUCGCUUCCAUGUCGCCACCCUCAGCACCAUCAGACGAUGAUGUCUCCUACUCGUCUUCCUCGGCGGAAAAGACUUGGGAUGAGCCAAGCGCGCUCUUCCACCUCGACUUCUCGUCUCAUGAGCCAACAUCGGGAAAUAUGGAAUCAGCUCUCUUCGCGCCACCCUUUGAUGAGCCUCCGACACCCUUUGUCCAAGACAGAGUCGCGGGCACACCUCAUGGCAGCAUCAACCCGCAAGUGCUCAUGCCCAAGAUCAAGGAUGAGCCUGAUGACGAAGAAUCAAAGGCCCUUGAGCUCACGCUCAAACUUCAGAAGAGUGACUCCUCGCAUACAUCCACCUCCUUCACAGCAUUUACGCCCAUGCGGCUCGAUGCGUCCGAUACCUCGUCUGUGGAUAUCAAGCCCAUCAUAUCAUCUGCGCGUCUAAAGAGCCCCUCUCCUGACCUGGAUCAGGAGAACCUCCGACCUUCCCCUGAGGAAUACAGCAGACUGUCAAGUAAGGAAAAGCGGCAGCUGCGAAAUAAGAUCAGUGCAAGAAACUUCCGCAAUCGCCGGAAAGAGUAUAUUACGCUGCUCGAGGAGAAACUUCAUGAGCGCGAUUCGAUGAUUAAACAGCUCCAGCAUCAAUUGUCGUCCCUUCGCCUAGAAAAUGGUGCCCUGCAUGAAGAACUCAAGGUCCAGCGGUCACGUCCCGUGUCCACGGUGGAUGUGUCCAAGCUUAUCAACGCACUGCAACGAAACGCUCACUCUCCGUCGUCGAGGGCAUCAUCGCCCGACGCGCUGGAUGGAGCGCGGCCGUCCUGCUCGUCUCCGUCUAACUUCGCGCUUUCCAACAAGGAUACCCACGUCUCGAGUGGACGACCUGACUCGCCAUCUAAUGGUGCCUGUUGGAACCGCCUGGCACAUAUGGCCAUGGUCGCCUAG
Molecule: messenger RNA, 1014 nt
Organism: Malassezia restricta
Lineage: Eukaryota; Fungi; Basidiomycota; Malasseziomycetes; Malasseziales; Malasseziaceae
Product: bZIP transcription factor
Exons: 1
Coding region: 1-1014 (337 amino acids)
Biological process (GO): regulation of DNA-templated transcription
Molecular function (GO): DNA-binding transcription factor activity
Source: RefSeq, a predicted model, not a curated record